AUGUCUACAAUGUCGACAAAGCCGCCUUCUAAAAGUGUCUUCGUGGGCAAUAUACCAUAUGGCCUCACCGAAGAACAAAUCGUCGAUAUCUUCAGCAGCGCCGGCAAGGUAUUGAACUUCAGACUGGUAUAUGAUAGAGAAACCGGUCGGCCAAAGGGCUUCGGUUUCGCAGAAUACCCAGAUUCAGAUUCCGCAUCAUCAGCAGUACGAAACCUCAACGAUUACGAGAUCAUGAAUCGAAAACUACGCGUUGAUUUCUCCAACGAUGCUGGGGGCGACGAUGAUAAUUCCGCCCCAGCAGGAUACCAGCAUCCACCCCCUUCAAACGGCAUGCCCAUCCCUCCCCCCUCACAAGCCCACAACGGCAACUCCACACUCCCCCCUCUGCCCCUGGGCAUCGACCUCCCCGCCGGCCUCGACUGCCCCGACGCCAUCUCGCGCACCCUCAGCACGCUCCCCCCACAACAACUCCUCGACGUGCUCUCGCAGAUGAAAACCCUGGCCACAACCGACCCCUCCAAAGCAACCGAGCUGCUGCACCAAGCCCCCCAGCUCUCCUACGCGAUCUUCCAGGCCCUGCUGCUUAUGGGUCUGGUGUCCACAGAUGCGCUCACGAGUGUGGUGGAACAAGCUACGAACACCGUACCAGCAGGCGCAUACCCACCUGGCUUCCCGCCUCCACCGCAACAUAUGAGCGGACAGCUUGGUGUGGGUACGCCGCCUGUUGCAAACCAUGUAUAUGCGCCGCCGCCUCCACCGCCUCAAGCAGUGAUGCCGGAUCAGGAGGCGUUGAUUGCGCAGGUUAUGGCGAUGAGCCAGGAGGUUGUUGAUUCGUUGCCUGCAGCGGAACGGCAGCAGAUUAUGGCAUUGAGGGCAACUUAUGGAAGGUGA
This is a messenger RNA of Lachnellula hyalina, 891 nucleotides long. It is a transcript of the gene Cstf2, whose product is annotated as Cleavage stimulation factor subunit. The record is from RefSeq and is a predicted model, not a curated record. Gene Ontology annotation, cellular component: mRNA cleavage and polyadenylation specificity factor complex. Bases 1 to 891 code for a protein of 296 amino acids. Gene Ontology annotation, biological process: mRNA 3'-end processing. The transcript is spliced from 4 exons. Gene Ontology annotation, molecular function: mRNA binding. NCBI's taxonomy places the organism in Eukaryota, Fungi, Ascomycota, Leotiomycetes, Helotiales, Lachnaceae.